Molecule: messenger RNA, 369 nt
Organism: Paramecium pentaurelia
Lineage: Eukaryota; Ciliophora; Oligohymenophorea; Peniculida; Parameciidae
Source: the annotation of a GenBank genome assembly
AUGGAUGAGAAAAUCACAACUUUAUAACAAAGAAAGUUUCUUUAUUACUUUCAAAAUAACAAUACAGUGAGUUAAAAAUUUGAUAGUCAAUCUGAGUAAGUUUUUAAAAAUUAGUAAACUCAAUUAAUUGAUAUUAUACUAUGUAUCUUGAUAACAGAGAGGUUUUAUAUUAUAGAACCUAUAAUAAUAUUUUAGAGUUUCUGGGUUAAAUAGGUGGACUUUUAGAAUUAAUGUGAUUUUUUGGUAGGAACAACUGUCAAACCAUUUAAGAGACUGUCAUGCAAUUUAUUUUUAGCACCAGAAAUGUUUAUUUAAAAAAUAUAAUGGUUAUUAAAAGAUCCAUCCAUAAAUUUAAGUCUUAUAGACUGA